AUGUCGGGGAAAAACACCACCGAGAAGGUUUUGGAGAUCGACGUGCACGUCAACAAACAUUAUGACAUCGUUCGACGUCUCGGCAAGGGGGCCUACGGUAUAGUGUGGAAGGCGAUAGACAAGAAAAACAAGGAGACGGUCGCGGUGAAGAAGAUCUUCGACGCUUUCCGAAACCAGACGGACGCGCAGCGCACGUUCCGCGAGAUAAUGUUCCUAUUGUCGUUCGCCAAUCACGAGAACAUCAUACGACUGAUCGGUCUGCACAAGGCGAACAACGACCGGGACAUUUAUCUCGUGUUCGAGUACAUGGAAACCGAUCUACACAACGUCAUUAAGAAGGGCAACCUCCUCAAGGACAUCCACAAGGUCUUCAUCAUGUAUCAGCUGUUUAAGGCGAUCAAAUACAUUCAUUCCGGGAACGUGAUACACAGGGACCUGAAGCCGUCGAACGUUCUGCUGAACGCUCAGUGCCACUGUAAAAUCGCCGACUUCGGUCUGGCACGAUCGGUCACCCAGAUUGGCGAAGGGGAUGGUGAAACCGGCAGCGAUCCCACCCUUACGGAUUACGUCGCGACCCGUUGGUAUCGAGCCCCGGAAAUACUCGUCGCUUCGAAAAGGUACACAAAGGGUAUCGAUAUGUGGUCCCUGGGAUGCAUUCUCGGUGAGAUGCUUCUCGGUAAACCGCUGUUUCCUGGUUCCUCGACGAUCAACCAGGUGGAACGAAUAAUGGGUACCCUCCCGUUGCCCACCAAAGAAGAUCUGAUGUCGGUUUGCGCUGGCUACGGAACUAAUUUGCUGGAGAAAACUCCGAAUGGACCGCGACGAUCGUUGAAAGAUCUACUGCCCAAUGUGUCCGAGAAGGCGUUGGAUCUUAUCAGUAACCUGAUAGUGUUCAACCCCAACCGUAGGUUAACAGCUGUGGAGUCGUUGGAGCACCCUUACGUUGCCAAUUUUCAUAGACGAAGCAACGAACCGGAACGAGGAUCGAGCGUGGUCCCGUUACUCAGAGACGACGUACAGCUAUCCGUCGACGAGUACAGAAACAAGCUUUAUUCGAUGAUGGACGAGAAGCAUCGAAAGCACAAGAACAUGUCCAAGUCCAGAAUCAGACGACUCUCGGAGCACAUCAGGAAGGAAACCGCUGUCAACAAUUCCAACCCCGUCAUCGGACAAGGUGACGCGACUGUCGGGAAAAAUCUUACGCACUCGUACCAAGAUUUACGCAAAGGGAGAGGCAGAAAUGACGUCUACGAGCCUUCCUGUUACGAUGCACGUGCGCAGUUAGCCAGCAGAAAAACGACAAGGCAACCGCAAAUUGAUAGCGGCGAGAGAAUCACAAAAACUAGAACGAUAAGCACAUCAAUGGAGCCACAUACGCAAAGCACACUCGACAAGAGUCUUCGACCAACUGCGAAAAGCGUGGCGACCCAGUACACGUACGGUCUAACGAACGGCGGUGGGAACAACAACUUGACGCCCGGCACGACUAAAAGUUGUCUGUACAUCAACCAACAGCACCGGCCGCUGUCCAAAUCUCAGCGAUCCAUGCAGUCGGACCAUGUGACGAUGUGCUCGCCCGGUGGAAGGUCAGGCCAGUCGGCGCAAUUCAAUCGGACGAAGCCGCGAAAAGACAGCAUCAAACAGACGGUCUAUACGCCCGCUCGUUUCACAACGGACGCGAAUUGGCGCGAAGAAAAUAAUCGACAGAAGGUCCCGUUCACUCGCGACAGCCCGAAAAGUAAUCUCCAGGCGAAAUAUUUCGCGGGUGGCACGCCGGAUAGCACGGCCAGUUACUAUCUCCGAUCCAGCAACAGCAGCAACGUCAAAAGCACCAACAGCAACACGAACAGCGCGGAAUCGUACGCCUCGCGGCCGACCACCUCGAAGAAUCAAGCUAUCCGGAAUUACUUGAACCAAAUGAUGCCAUCGCGUGUAGUCGAACAAUCCCCGUUUCCUUGUCGAACGCGAAACAAUAUGGAUCAUCGAACGAUCCAACGAAGUAACGCCGGUAAUCCUGAUCGACUACAGCCGCCCGAUUGCACGUUGCCAGGAACGAAUCGGCCGAGGACCGCUGCGCUGAAUCGCAGCCAUAUCGCGAAAGUACAAUCGAGACACAUCGUCGACGGAAACGCCGAAAAGAAAUCGAGCCCCUUGUUACGUGACACGAAUUUCCUAGAUAAUUAUAGCCAGAACCACGGAGUGAUCACCGCGUCCGCGUACAAGGAUCUACGAAACGGUACGAUAAGAUGGUAA
Messenger RNA from Dufourea novaeangliae, 2253 nucleotides. RefSeq names its product mitogen-activated protein kinase HOG1 (gene Erk7). The transcript has 11 exons. Lineage: Eukaryota; Metazoa; Arthropoda; Insecta; Hymenoptera; Halictidae. Gene Ontology annotation, molecular function: MAP kinase activity; ATP binding. Gene Ontology annotation, biological process: protein phosphorylation; intracellular signal transduction. Bases 1 to 2253 code for a protein of 750 amino acids. The record is from RefSeq and is a predicted model, not a curated record. Gene Ontology annotation, cellular component: nucleus; cytoplasm.